UUGCCUGAGCUAUCCUCUGCUGCAAAACAUACAGACCGUCUUUUUAGAGAUUUAUUUGAAGACUAUGAGAGGUGGGUUCGUCCUGUGGAGCACCUGAGUGACAAAAUAAAAAUCAAGUUUGGCCUUGCAAUAUCUCAGUUAGUGGAUGUGGAUGAGAAAAACCAGCUAAUGACAACAAACGUCUGGUUGAAACAGGAAUGGAUAGAUGUAAAAUUAAGAUGGAAUCCUGAUGACUAUGGUGGAAUAAAAAUGAUACGUGUCCCUUCAGACUCUCUAUGGAUCCCAGACAUCGUUUUGUUUGAUAAUGCAGAUGGACGUUUUGAAGGGGCCACUACGAAAACAAUUGUCAGGUACAAUGGCACCGUCACUUGGACACAACCAGCAAACUACAAAAGUUCUUGUACUAUAGAUGUCACAUUUUUCCCAUUUGAUCUCCAAAAUUGUUCCAUGAAAUUUGGCUCUUGGACAUACGAUGGAUCCCAGGUUGAUAUAAUCCUAGAGGACCAAGAUGUAGACAGAACAGACUUUUUUGACAAUGGAGAAUGGGAAAUCAUGAGUGCAAUGGGGAGCAAAGGAAACAGAACUGACAGCUGCUGCUGGUACCCAUACAUCACGUACUCCUUUGUCAUUAAGCGGCUGCCUCUCUUUUAUACCUUAUUUCUUAUUAUACCCUGCAUCGGGCUCUCAUUUCUGACUGUGGUUGUCUUCUAUCUCCCUUCAAAUGAAGGUGAAAAGAUCAGCCUGUGCACUUCAGUACUUGUCUCUCUGACUGUCUUCCUUCUGGUUAUUGAAGAGAUCAUACCCUCAUCUUCCAAAGUCAUACCUCUGAUUGGAGAGUACUUGGUGUUUACCAUGAUUUUCGUGACACUAUCCAUUAUGGUGACUGUCUUUGCCAUCAACAUCCACCAUCGCUCUUCCUCAACGCACAAUGCUAUGGCCCCUUGGGUUCGUAAGAUAUUUCUCCACAAGCUUCCCAAACUGCUUUGCAUGAGAAGUCAUGUAGAUAGGUACUUCACUCAGAGAGAAGAAACUGAGGAUGGUGGCGGACCUAAGUCUAGGAACACUUUGGAGGCUGCGCUCGAUUGUAUCCGCUACAUCACGAGGCAUGUCAUGAAGGAGAAUGAUGUCCGUGAGGUUGUUGAAGAUUGGAAAUUCAUAGCGCAAGUUCUUGAUCGGAUGUUCCUGUGGACUUUUCUUCUGGUUUCAGUCAUUGGGACGCUAGGGCUUUUUGUUCCUGUUAUUUAUAAAUGGGCCAAUAUAGUAGUCCCAGUUCACAUCGGAAAUACAGUUAAGUGA
This is a messenger RNA of Cricetulus griseus (Chinese hamster), 1296 nucleotides long. Lineage: Eukaryota; Metazoa; Chordata; Mammalia; Rodentia; Cricetidae. The record is from RefSeq and is a predicted model, not a curated record.